UUCACCCGGUUGGCCGGCAGAUGGCUGCUUGUCGUAAUAUAUGUUCAUAUGUCUCAGAUGUCAAAUCACUUGUCUAAUGAGAAAAAUGGCACAAAAGACGAGACUAUGAAGAAAGCAUUCAGUGCAAACUCAUCUGGAUUCAAUAAUUAUUCUUUUAAAUAAAUUGUUGAAUCAAAAUCGAGAAAAUAGAAACCAAAUUACAACACAUCAAUAUGGAUCAAUUGUCUCGGAACGAUAUAAUCGCAGUUUUUGUGCGUGUUGGUAUUGGGGCGGCCGUAGCCUUUUAUUCGCUAAAAUGGUUUAUGAAUCAAAUGGACCCGACCAUUCAAAGUAAGAAAAGAGCACGGACAAAGGCAGAAUUCCAAAUAAAACGGAUUACGGAAACAGACAAAAGUCUUAAAAUCGAUAUAUCCACAUUAUCUGAUUAUGAACUGGUAAUUGCAUCGCAUUUGGUUGUGCCUGAAGACAUCAACGUCAGCUGGGCAGAUAUAGCAGGUUUAGAUUCCGUAAUACAAGAGCUUCGGGAAAAUGUCGUAUUGCCAAUUCGUCAUCGACAUUUGUAUUCAUCAUCACAGCUGUGGAAAGCGCCCAGCGGUGUACUUCUACAUGGCCCGCCGGGAUGUGGCAAGACGUUGAUUGCAAAGGCAACCGCAAAGGAGGCUGACAUGCGUUUCAUUAAUCUCGACAUUGCAAUGCUCACCGAUAAAUGGUAUGGUGAAUCUCAAAAACUGGCAUCAGCUGUAUUUUCAUUGGCUACAAAAUUACAGCCAUGCAUCAUUUUUAUCGACGAAAUCGAUUCAUUUUUGCGUUCACGAAGUUCACAUGACCAUGAAGCAACUGCUAUGAUGAAGACUCAAUUUAUGAUGCUAUGGGAUGGAUUGGCAACAACACCAGGAGCAACUAUUAUCGUCAUGGGCGCAACGAAUCGUCCAAAAGAUUUGGAUCGUGCGAUUCUACGUCGAAUGCCUGCGCAAUUUGUCAUUGGUGCACCCGACACAGAACAACGUCGAAAAAUUUUACAACUUGUGCUUGAAACAGAAAGUGUAGCUUCAGAUGUUGACUUGAAUCGACUGGCCAAACUUGCUGUCAACUUUUCGGGAUCUGAUUUACGGGAAUUGUGUAGAAAUGCAUCCGUUGCGAGAUUGCGAGAGUUCGUUCGGGUUAAUGAUGGUACAACCUCAGACGCACGCCUUGAAAAUACUACCAAAUUGGACAGGCCACCACCACCAAUAUCAAUGCAACAUUUACUAGAUUCAUUCGGCAAGAUGAAGGAAUCAAAGAUGCACACCGGAAUGCUGGGAGAGCAUCGUAUUGAUUUAGAUUAGGGAGAUUAGUAGUGAAUGUAAUACAUAUAUGUAUAAUCUAGUUCAAUAAAUAUCGAAUGAGAAGAGCCUCCAAUAACGAGUACGAAAAAAAAACAAAUGGCUUUGUUCGAUGAAAAAAAAACUGAUGUUUUCAAAUCAA
Molecule: messenger RNA, 1464 nt
Organism: Sitodiplosis mosellana (orange wheat blossom midge)
Lineage: Eukaryota; Metazoa; Arthropoda; Insecta; Diptera; Cecidomyiidae
Product: outer mitochondrial transmembrane helix translocase-like
Exons: 5
Coding region: 213-1325 (370 amino acids)
Cellular component (GO): mitochondrial outer membrane
Molecular function (GO): ATP binding; ATP hydrolysis activity
Source: RefSeq, a predicted model, not a curated record